AUGAUAAGACUCUGGCUAUGGGUCUUCGUACCCGUGCUCCUGGCCGUAUGCCAUGUGCUAUACAAUCUUCUCCUCCAUCCGUUGCGGAAGUUCCCAGGGCCCGUGUUGGCUGGUGCAACUUCAUAUUGGAAAGCAUGGAAGGAGGUAGUGUUGCAACAAACCAUGGCGCAGGAGCUCUUCAAGCUUCACGACAAAUAUGGUGAAAUCGUCCGCAUAGGCCCUAACGAGCUCCAUUUUGGAAAGCCAUCGGCAUUCCACGACAUUUACCAUGGGAACAAGAGAUGGGACAAGGACCCCGGCCUCUACAGCACACCUGGUUUCAAGUCGGGAUCGUUCGUCUUCUUGAAGUAUGCCCAGGCAAAGGAACGAAGAGACGUGCUCAUGCCCAUGUUUUCCAAGAAGGCCAUGCUGAACAUCGAGACUCUCGUCUGGCGAAAUGCAACUCACCUCGCAUCUUCCAUCGCCAAGAUGGAUGCAGCAAAAAGCUCUAUUGACUUGCUUUACGCAUUCCGCUCCUUCACCCUCGACACCAUCAUGUGCUUCACCUUUGGCAAUUGUAUCGACGCUCUCGACGCACCAGCAUUUGCGGAUCCUCUGAUUCUCGCCAUGGACGCCAGUCUACGCACCCUCCCUAUUCUGAACAACUUCCCCUGGGUCCGGAACAUGAUCUACGCCAUCCCUCCCUGGCUGGUGAUGAAGAUUAUACCCAACUCUGCCAAGCUAGCCCCACGGCUCUACCAGGUCCGCGACAUCAUCCAAAAGCAACUUCACACCGUCCUCCAAAGCCUCGAGAAGCUGGACGAAGCCCCUCACCAGACCAUCUUCCACCGCAUGCUGGACGCCCAAGCCCACAAGAGCAAAAGCGUCCCCAACCUCACCGAGCUCCACGACGAAGGCUUCACUUUGAUUUUUGCCGGCGCAAACACAGUCGCCGAUACCAUGGUCAUGGGCCACUACCAUCUGCUGCAGAAUGCUCAGCUCCUCGUGCAGCUGAGACUCGAAUUACUCACCGUCUGGCCAAACCUGCACAACCCGCCUACCCUGAGAGACCUCGAGGCUCUGCCACUCCUCACUGCGACAAUCAAAGAGUCCCUCCGCUUCAUCCCAUCCGGCGUGUCACUAACACGCGUCGUUCCGCCCGCGGGGGCAGUCAUAUCCAGCCAAUCGAUUCCCGGGGGCACUGUGGUCGGCAUGGCGAUCUUACACGUCCAUCAGUCCGAGGAGGUCUUUGAAGAUGCUCUUGUGUAUAAACCAGAACGCUGGCUUGAUGAGCGCAUAAAGGAUCUCGACCAGUGGCUCGUGCCCUUUAGCAGAGGGCCGCGCAUGUGCUUCGGUGUCAACCUGGCUUGGUGUGAACUGUAUGUUGCUUUCUCCACCAUGAUUCGGAACUUUGAUAUGUCGCUGGAUGGAACUACGCCGGGAGAUAUGGAGUGGACAGAGUGCAUUGCGGCAUACUAUCCGAAGAGGCACUUACAUGCGUGGUGCCGGCCAGUCCAGUCUUGA
Molecule: messenger RNA, 1503 nt
Organism: Pseudogymnoascus verrucosus
Lineage: Eukaryota; Fungi; Ascomycota; Leotiomycetes; Thelebolales; Thelebolaceae
Exons: 4
Coding region: 1-1503 (500 amino acids)
Molecular function (GO): heme binding; oxidoreductase activity, acting on paired donors, with incorporation or reduction of molecular oxygen; monooxygenase activity
Source: RefSeq, a predicted model, not a curated record